Adineta ricciae is the source of this 948-nucleotide messenger RNA. The record is from the annotation of a GenBank genome assembly. NCBI's taxonomy places the organism in Eukaryota, Metazoa, Rotifera, Eurotatoria, Adinetida, Adinetidae.
AUGCGACGAAUUCAUUUGCUUUCUUUCCUAUUCGUUGAUAAGAUAACAAACGAACGUGGUUGGACAAUUGUAUCCAUUGAUUGUGUUCCAAUAAGGAAAAAUACUGACGUUCAUCAUGGGUUGCGACAUUUUGCCGCCGAACAAGUUGAAAAACGAGAUGAACCACUGCAAUUCACCCAGUCCCAAGUAAUAUGCAGAACAAAAUCAUCGAAGUCUGCCAAUACAACCGAGCAAAGGGAAAGUAAGGGUCUGCUGGUUAUAAACCAUUCAAAUGAAAGAAAUAUAUUUCAAUCAACACCAUCGAAUGGCUCUUCAGGAAUCAAUUCUGAUCAAAGUAGCAGUUUGAAAAGUGAACGUGAUUUUCAAUCAACGCCAGUUUACUCAAUGGAAGUGUUUGUGCGACCGAAAACUGGCCGAACGUUAGUGGUUCAAUCGUUUCUAUCGGAUUCAACGGAAAAUGACUUCCCUAACGAGACAAUGAUUGAGUUGGAUGAUAAAGAAAUCUCUCGCGAUGGUGUGGUCACUUCAUCAACACCAACAAACGUCGAACAAACAACAUUAACGCGACGUACGAUUUCUCGAUUUAACAAUGAGCAAGCCAUUCUUGUCAAGGAUUUCUCCAGUGAUUCCGAUGAGUCGUAUCCACUGUACAAAAGUUUUGCUACCUCGUCAUCCGAGUCGGAUAUCGCAUCAAUCAAUGAGAAAUCUAGCCACCGAUCAUUGAUCACAAAUAUGUCCAAAGAAAACAUCGCACGCCGUAUGAUUGCUGAUGGUACAGAUUCUUCCAUCCAACUUCACAAUAGUCUAUCGAGUGACUCUGAAGGUACGACUGUACGUAAAAGAAUAUCGAACACUUCACAAUCUCCACGUUCAAUGAAGUCAGAUAAUUGCUCAAAAGCAUUUGUUUAUGAAACAUCCUAUGAAUCUGAGAUUGACGCAGAGCGAUAA